UUUUAUCGCUCAGAGCCUCGAUGUGCGCAGCGAGGAGGAACAUGUCCGCCGUGCAGCUGCUGCGGGUGACGGUACAUGAGCGGAUCAGCGCUGCCGCUGAAGACUUCCUGCUGCAGGUGGAUGGAGAACGGAGGAGGAAAGGUUCAAGUCCCGGCGCUGAGAGCGAUGCUCACCGAGCGGCUAAUGGCGGCGGAGGAGGAGAUCCUCGCGGGGCUUGAGGAAACCUUGGCAGAGUACGAAGACAGAGUAGAGAGGACAGAGCGAGAGAUCUGCCGCCAGAGGAGGCUGCUCGAUGCCGUGAUGAAGCCCGAAGUCCGGCUGCACAGAGCAGUGUGUCCUGCAGACCACCAGCAACUGAUGGUGAAUAAAGAACAGGUGCCCCCUGAGCAGCAGCAGUGGAGCCCUCUUGUGGACCAGGAGGACCCAGAGCCCCCCCAAAUUAAAGAGGAACCGGAGGAACAGGAGGAACCGUGGACCAAUCAGGAUGGACAGCAGCUUCAAGGACUGGAGGAGGCUGAUAUCAAGUUCACAUUGACUCCUGUCGCUGUGAAGAGUGAAGAAGAUGAAGAGAAAUUUAAAUCGUCAAAGCUUCAACCGAGUGAGACGAAGGAGAACAGAGCGGACUGUGGAGGACCAGAACUAGCCAGGACCUCAGGUCCUGAUGGAUAUUUACAACAAGGUACUGAGGACAAGACUGAAGACUCUUCUGAGACUGAAGACUCUUCUGAGACUGAAGACUAUUCUGAGACUGAAGACAGUGAGGAUUGGAUGGACACCAGGGAACCUCAGACUGGUUUAAAUACAAUAAAUAACAAACAGGCUUUAAGUGAUAUGGGAUGUAAGACAGAAACAAAUUUGUUUAGUUGCUCUGAGUGUGGUAAGAGAUUUAACCAACAGGGCCGUCUAAAAAUACAUAUGAAGAUUCAUACAGGAGAGAAACCGUUUAGUUGCUCUGAGUGUGGUAGAAGAUAUACCCAAAGGCGCUAUCUAAAUAUACAUAUGAGGAGUCAUACAGGAGAGAAACCGUUUAGUUGCUCUGAGUGUGGUAAAAGAUUUAGCCAAAGGGGCGGUCUAAAUAGACAUAUGAAGAUUCAUACAGGAGAGAAACCGUUUAGUUGCUCUAAGUGUGGUAAAAGAUUUAGCCAAAGUGGCGGUCUAAAUAGACAUAUGAAGAUUCAUACAGGAGAGAAACCGUUUAGUUGCUCUAAGUGUGGUAAAAGAUUUAACCUAAAGGGCAAUCUAAAAACACAUAUUAUGAGUCAUACAGGAGAGAAACUGUUUAGUUGCUCUGAAUGUGGUAAAAGAUUUAGCCAAAGGAGCGAUCUAAAUAGACAUAUGAAGAUUCAUACAGGAGAGAAACCAUUUAGUUGCUCUGAGUGUCGUAAAAUAUUUACCCGAAGGAGCAUUCUAAAUAAACAUAUGUGGAUUCAUACAGGAGAGAAACAGUUUAGUUGAUCUAAAGUGUGUUAAAGAUUUAAGAUUCAGUCCUAUUGUACCAGACAUGUGAGGAUUCAUAAAGGAGAGAAGUGAUUCAGUUGCAACCUUUGCAACAAAAGAUUUAUUCAGAUUUAUCAGAAGAUAUUCAUAUUAUACAUAUUCAUAGUUCACUGUUUUAAAUAGAAUAUUAACAGUUUGUAUGUCCCUAGAAAAUGUAACUCAGUUGCAACAUUUGCAACAAAAGAUUUAUUCAGAUUUAUCAGAAGAUAUUCAUAUUAUACAUAUUCAUAGUUCACUGUUUUAAAUAGAAUAUUAACAGUUUUUAUUUCCCUAGAAAAUGUAACUCAUUGAAUAACACAAAAGAUUUGUGUUUAUAUAUCGUGUUUCUACUGAUUUCUACAUAAUCAUUUUAAGGUUAAUUUGUGUUCCUUUGUGCACAGUAUGAAAGUGUGUUCUUAACUAGUUCAUAUGAUUAAAUAUGUUUGUUUUAAAAUGAUGGUUUCUUGUUUCGUGAGAUUCAAUGACAGUGUGUGUUCUCCUUUAUGUAUCAAAUGUCUUUCCAAGAACAAAAGUCUAGUAAAAGAUAACGGCGUCGUCGCCAUCCUCCUCUUUGUUUUUGUACGAACGGAGGCUGCACUGGCUACAGUUGAAUUUUCUCAGCACGAGACAAAUUAAUCAGCUUCUCAUAGUCAGACAUGUUUGUUCGGAACUGGGCAAUAUGUCAGAAUAUCUGACAUACGAGUCGUCUGGAACGCAGCAUUACACUCACACACGGACAGUGAAGCAGCGAUGACGGAGGAGCCCUCGUUUACGUUGAAUGACGAUAAAUGUCAAACAGCAGGAUUGUUAAAUUCAGAGUCAGCUGUGAAGUCCCCAAACUAUAAAAUUUAAGAUAAUUAUUUUUAUAUGCUUGUGUUUGUACUGGGAUGAUUUGGUUCUGUCGGUCAAUCUGUGUGAUACUUGACUCAUAAAACAACAUAGAUCAUAGGGCAGUGAUUCAAAACAAACAUAUUUAAUCUAAUGAGCAUUUAGCAGGCAAGGAUCGACAUCAUGUGACGGACGCAGGAAGUGAAGCGUUUAUCCUUGCGGCAGUGCCCAAAACGCAUGCCACUCUUCAAAGUGCAUGUGCUCGGGCCCGUUCAGUGCUGCUUUGCAGUCCCAGAAAUUCUAUAAAUUGUUUUUAAUGUUUAAUUGUUUUUGUUUUCAUCUCAAUUUGAAGUUGAUCUGAUGUAAGCCCUGGUACCAGUACCUCAAAGUAAAAAUGUGGAAUUUGGCCAAAAUGGCCACUAAAUGCAAAAUGGCUGGCUUCCUGUUAUGUUUUUCUUAAUGCCCCUCAAGGCUUAUUUUUUUUUCGGGUCAUGAUAGAUCGGUCAAUGUGAACGCGUUCCAGGAGACUCGUUGUAUUUUACUUUUUGUUCACAAAAGUUUGAAAUAAGUAUUAACUUGGUGCUGUCUAGUGUGUUUUGGUAGGCACAGCUUCAAGAAGAGUAAAGCUCAGCACAGUGGUCCUUUUCCAGUGCCUUUGUUGAUGAAACAAUUUGUUCCCUUAAUUUGUUGUGGCAACUCUAGGAGAAUGAUAAUAAUGAUGAAAUAUCUUAUUUUCAAGUUUCAUGUGUUUUUUUAAUUUGCACGUCUUUUUUUAGAUUUACACAUGUUCUACUUUCAUGUGUUUUCAUAAUUUGCAGUGCAGUGAUCUCUCUUCGCCACCGUAGAAACCUUUUCAAAAUACAUCAGAUAUAUUUAACCUAACACUGAAACUUAUUUUAACUUUAUCUACUCAGCCCAUGUGGCAUUAAAGUCUUUUUUUUAAUAAUAUAGGCGAAAUGUACAGUUGCAAUCAGAAAUAUUCAACCCCCCAAAGAUUUUAAGGAUUUAUCAAUUAAAGUUGACAGAAUCUUGCUCUUUGAGCAAGAUUCUGUUCUUUGAGCAAGAUUCUGCUCUUUGAGAAAGAUUCUGCUUCGGAUGACUUCUUUAUGAGUUGAGUGAUUCAGAAAAUGAGUUGAGUGAUUCAGAAAAUUAACACGGAAAAUGCAUGAUGUAGUAUUUGUGUGUAGCAGUAUAUUUUGUUAAGAUAGCCAUGUCACAAUUAUUCAAACCCUAUAUAAUAUUGUUGUUUUUAAAGCUGUCUGACAGUUUUUUUGUCCUAAAGUUGAGUUGAAACAUUAUUAAGCCUUUGGGAACUCUAUACUGAUCCUUCAUUUGCUUCAGCUGUGAUGCAUAUAUAAACCCCACCCAUGAAGGUAUUCAAGGUGAGUUGGAAUCAUGGGAAAGACAAAGGAGCUUCCACAAAAGCUG
Messenger RNA from Pleuronectes platessa (European plaice), 3732 nucleotides. RefSeq names its product zinc finger protein 2-like. Gene Ontology annotation, molecular function: DNA-binding transcription factor activity; RNA polymerase II cis-regulatory region sequence-specific DNA binding. Gene Ontology annotation, biological process: regulation of transcription by RNA polymerase II. The transcript is spliced from 2 exons. NCBI's taxonomy places the organism in Eukaryota, Metazoa, Chordata, Actinopteri, Pleuronectiformes, Pleuronectidae. The record is from RefSeq and is a predicted model, not a curated record. Bases 76 to 1455 code for a protein of 459 amino acids.